Molecule: messenger RNA, 198 nt
Organism: Exophiala spinifera
Lineage: Eukaryota; Fungi; Ascomycota; Eurotiomycetes; Chaetothyriales; Herpotrichiellaceae
Exons: 1
Coding region: 1-198 (65 amino acids)
Source: RefSeq, a predicted model, not a curated record
AUGUCAUCCGGCGAAACAGACACCAGCCAAACUCCUCAAACAUCAUCAGAAUCCGAAAAGAGCCAGCAGCAGCAGCAGCAGCCACAGGCCACCUCGACCGAGUCUUCAGAAACGUCAACCAUGGCCAAACUCCCAGCAGAUGUCGUCAAAACCAGCAUAUCCAAAGUCGAUGAGAUCAUUCUGCGCAUUAGCAAGUGA